This is a messenger RNA of Pseudophryne corroboree (corroboree frog), 2902 nucleotides long. Its product is annotated as polycomb complex protein BMI-1-like. Gene Ontology annotation, biological process: negative regulation of transcription by RNA polymerase II. The record is from RefSeq and is a predicted model, not a curated record. The transcript is spliced from 15 exons. Lineage: Eukaryota; Metazoa; Chordata; Amphibia; Anura; Myobatrachidae. Gene Ontology annotation, cellular component: PRC1 complex. Gene Ontology annotation, molecular function: promoter-specific chromatin binding.
AUUGUAGGCAGCACAUGCAGAGCACACUGCACACAGCGAGCUCAGGCAGAGCACAGUGCACAAAGCAGCACAUGCAGAGCGCAGUGCACACCCACAGGACAGCGCUGUCAGCUGGUGCAGUCACGUGGUGGGGGUGGAAGGUCGCCGCUCACAAUGGAGCUGUCGGAGGACCUGCAGAGGGGUUUGCACCGCUUAGCGGACUCGGCCCGCUUUAGCCCCGGAGCCUUUAGCGCUCUCCUCCGGGCGGCCUUCCAGAGCCUGAGCCCGGGUCCAGCCGCAGGAUCCGCCUUAGAUGAUAAAGCGCUUCAGCACCUUGCCCCAUCCCAAAUAAAAGAGUGUCAGGCUGCAGCCACGACGUGCAUACUGGAAGCUGUGAAGCAUAAUGCAGACAGAGCUGCUUUGAGCACUUUUCUGGAAGACUGUAAAUUCGAUGAAGAACGGAUUGAAUGUUUCUGGAUAGAAUACCAGAAACACAAAGAGUCUUUGGAAACCCUGCUAGAAAAAACACGGAUCCCAGCCAGGACCAAGAUAUUAGUUUUAAUUGCUCAAUAGAACAAUUACAGACUAUUCUUUCCCCCUUGUACUGCAACCAUGCAUCGCACAACUAGGAUUAAAAUCACCGAGCUAAACCCCCACCUAAUGUGUGUGCUCUGUGGUGGAUACUUCAUAGAUGCUACGACUAUCAUUGAGUGUCUCCAUUCCUUCUGUAAAACCUGCAUUGUUCGCUAUUUGGAGACCAGCAAAUACUGCCCUAUCUGUGAUGUCCAAGUGCACAAAACGAGACCCCUGCUGAAUAUAAGGGCAGACAAAACUCUUCAAGAUAUUGUGUACAAGCUGGUGCCUGGCCUUUUUAAAAAUGAAAUGAAACGAAGACGAGAUUUUUAUGCAGAUCAUCCUUCUGCAGAUGCGUCAAAUGGCUCUAAUGAAGACAGAGGAGAGGUUGCAGAUGAGGACAAGAGGAUAAUUACAGAUGAUGAGAUUAUCAGUUUAUCCAUUGAGUUCUUUGAGCAGAACAGGGUGGAUCGUAAAGGAAACCGAGAGAAAGAUAAAUCAAAGGAAGAGGCUAAUGACAAGAGGUACCUGCGUUGCCCCGCUGCAAUGACAGUGAUGCAUCUCCGCAAGUUUCUAAGAAGCAAAAUGGAUAUACCUAGUAACUUCCAGAUCGACGUAAUGUAUGAAGAGGAACCCCUAAAAGACUAUUACACCUUAAUGGACAUUGCUUACAUCUAUACAUGGAGAAGGAAUGGUCCGCUUCCAUUGAAGUACCGGGUGAGACCCACUUGCAAGAGGAUGAAGAUCAGCCACCCUACCGGCAGAAUGAAUAACAUGAGUGGGGACUUGGAAAGUGACUCUGGUAGUGAUAAAGCAGGGAGCCCAGCAGGGGGGCCUUCCACUUCCUCCUGUAUGCCAAGCCCUAACACCCCUGUGCAGUCUCCACACCCACAGUUUCCUCAUAUCUCCACUACCAUGAAUGGGACCAGCUCCACUUCCAACAGCAGCCACCAGAACCCUUUCACCAACAGAGUAAGGAAGAUGUCAUUAAAUGGAUCUUCUGCUACAUCAUCCGGGUGAAAAGGCAACUGAAACGCUAGAGCAAACUCGAUUUCUAGAUGUAGCCAUUGCCAUUGCAAGCUUUGUAGAUGCUAAUACUUGUGACUUCGUCCAAAUUGCUUAAUUUGUAGUGAAAACUCUACAUGGCCAUGGCAGGGUGACCUUCUACUUGGAUAGUUUGGUGGAAUCAAGAAAAACGAUAAUUGUAUUUUAUUCAUAUUCAUUGGAAAUUCGGAGCCUGGUAAUGGGGACAUGCUGGAUAUAUUGGAACAUAAAAUAAAUGGAUAUAAUAAAUGGAUAUAAAUUCAGCCACAAACACAAGGUAGAAAGGGAUUCCUCAAAGGCUGGAGUAGACCUUUAUGGAUAUACAGUAUGUUGCCACUGGACCUAUGGCUUAUUUUUCCUGCUUUGAGAUUUGGUUGGAUUGUUGUGGAUGGACGUUCAAGUGUUGGGAAACUGUUUAUAUACUCUGGAUUGAGGAUUAGUAAAAAAACAAACAAACAUUUGGACGCUUUAUAAUGACUAGUGAAAACAGUCUAUCCAUUGCCUUUGGAUUGGGGUGACCUUGGAUAUAUCUUUAUCUCCAGACAAACUGCUUCACCACAAUAUUUCUUGUCAAAUAGCGUUUUGUGGACUGUAAGAGAGUGCCCUAUCAUCUUCUCAAAUCCAAGUGCUUUAUCAUUUAACUAAAAGUAAAAUACAUAGACUUCUCUAUGUAGCCAUUUCACUGUGAAUAGUGAUUUAUUGCUUUAUCUUUCAUGAUUUAAGUUCUUUUUUUUUUUUUUUUUUUCAUUGUUGUAAGACUUAUUUGUAAACCUUUAUUACUUUUUUUUUUUUCUUCCCUUCACCCAUCUGGCAACAAAGCUAGUUCACAUGUUGCUGCACAGAAUCGAUCAAAAGUUAAAGUUUCAAUAUAUAUAUAUUUUUUUUCUUACAAUCUUUUGUCUAAAAGCGGGUAUUACCGUUUAUUUUACUGACUUGUUUAAGUGAUUCGCUUUUGUAAGAAUCAUUUGGCAUUAUGCUGGUUGUAAAAUGCCAUAUUGGUAUAUGACAUAACAGGAAGACAGUAUUGUAUGAUAUAUUUAUAAAUACUAUAAUGAAGAUUGUGUUUCCUGCAUUCAGAAAUGAUUUUAAACUUUUUUUUUUUUACCCCACCCCAAUGAUAUUCUGUUGCCCAGCUGCAAAUAGCUCAGGCCUUAGCAUCCUAAGAAGAGCAUGGUAUAUUUUAUACUCUUUCACGUCUAUCCUAAAGCCAUGCUAUAAGUGGUACUGCAUUUUUUUUUUUUUUAAUAUAUAUAUUUUAGUAUGGUCUAUAGAGGAUUUUUGGUGGUGGUCUGUGAGAGGAAGGGGG